UAUUCCUCUGUGGGACCCUGGUGCAGGUGGGCAGGCCGAGAGCUAUCCACAGCUGGGCACCGGGGCCCUCCCUGGCACUGCCCACCUCCCUGGCAUGUGGGAACCUUCUGGUCACUGUGCUCUUGCCCUCUUCCCUUGACUUCAUUGGGGUUCCCUUCCCUUGACCUUGGGUUCUCAGGGUAUUCCCAAGGGUGACUUGGGCAAGCCUGGCUGGAGGAGACCUUUGUGGCAGAGAAGGCCUAUGGAUGUGCGCCAGGCCUGGGCAGAGGCUGAUGGGCACAAUAGGGAAGACUCCGUGGGCAGGAGCCUUCAGAGGGCACCAUUGGCCCAGUCACCAGACGUGGGCCUGGCACUGAGCAGCCAGUCCUGAGGCCAGCAAAGCCACCAGAUGCUUGCACUCUGGGCAGGGGAGACACCAAGAUGGCAGACAGGAGCCCAGACCAUUGUGCACUGAACUCUCACCAAGCACACAACAGCCCCAGCACUGUUGCGCCCCCAGCACCCAUGGUGCCCUCCAGCACCCACUGUGCUGAGGUGCUUGCCGAGGGUCUGCACAGAGGAAAGUGGAGGCCCAGGGUGGGGGUUUGGGUACCCCGCAGGGUGACUCCAUGAUGAGCUGAUGUCCUGCCACAGUGGGGCAGAGUCCUCCCCUGCAGUGCCAUGGGGCUGUGGACUCAGUAUGGGGGUCCUGCAGCCUCUUGGGAUUCUCAGGGCAUUUCCAAGACAGCUGCGCCCCAGCCCCAAGGCACAGUGGGGUUUGCUCUGCCGCCGAGUCUCUGGCAUGUCCCCCAACUGUUGAUGCCAAAAGGUGAGGAGGGGUGGGAGAAGAUGGCCAGGACACCCCGAAGAAAGAUGGGACAGGCAGGCCACAGAGGGUCCAUCCUGGGUGGCGCCAGUGCACGGCCACCCUCGCCAUGCCCAGCUUGCGGCAAGGUCCCAGCUCCAAGUGUGUGGGAAUAGAGAUUCAUGGACCGACCUGCUGGGCCUGUGGCCAGACAGGGAUGGUGCUAGGCAGGGACCCGGGCCUCAGCUGUUUACCUUGGCCUGGGAAACGCUCCCAGCAGAGGCCUGAGACAGCAUCCAGGCCAGGCCAGCAUGGAACCACUGCCCUGGGCAGGCAGGGUGUGUGGGCAGUGGCGAGGAGGUGGGGGCAUGGGCCUCCUCCAGGGCCUCAAGGGCUGCUGGGUUAAUCAUUGUCCCUUGUGUGGCCUUGACCCUUCUUCGCUGGCUGCCCUGCCUCCUGUUCCUGCUGUCCUGGGAGCCCACACUGGCCGGAGGAGCAAUGGGGUGCUGGGCCCAGGUCCCUGGCCCCUACCCCUCACCAGGGCUCUGGCUUCUCUGGCCCCUCCUGUUGCUUCUGCUUCUGCUUCCUUGGGAGACCUGGCCCCAGGCUGCCAAGAACUACACAGAGCCCCCGGCACCUAAUGCCACAGCCACCCUGGGAGCCCUCUUGAUUCCUGUGACCUCAGCGACACCCAAGACCCCAGCAAGGGGUGCUGUAGAGGCAGAGGUAGAAGCAGAGGGACCCCGAGGUGGGGAGCACCCCAACCCAGAUGGGGUGACUCCCUUCAGCAGCGUCCUCAGGGGGCAAGUGCUCACAGAGACUGGGCAGCCCUGCAGGUUCCCGUUCCGCUACGGCGGCCGCAUGCUGCACACUUGCACCUUGGAGGGCAGUGCCCGCAGGAAGUGGUGUGCGACAACUCACAACUAUGACCGGGACAGGGCCUGGGGCUACUGUGUGGAGACCACCCUGCCUCUGCAGGGAACAGCUGUCCCAGACCCCUGUGCCUCCGGCCCCUGCCUCAAUGGUGGCACCUGCUCCAGCGCCCAGGAUUCCACUUCCUACCACUGUACCUGCUCCCCCGCCUUCACAGGCAGGGACUGUGGCACCGGUGAGGGGCACAGGAGGACAGCAGCUGGGCGGGGAGGUGCUGCCCUGUGUGGGCGGGCAUGGGGGCAGGGCCCAGGGAUGGGGCUCACUGCACGACUCCCAGAGAAGUGCUUUGACGAGACCCGCCAUGAGUACCUGGAGCCGGGCGACCGCUGGGCCCGUGUGCAGCAGGGCCACGUGGAGCAGUGUCACUGCGUGGGGGGCCAGGUGCAGUGCGAACACGCCCAUCACACAGCAUGCCUGAACAGCCUGUGCCUGAACGGGGGCACUUGCCACCUCAUCACGGCCACUGGGACCAGUGUCUGUGCCUGCCCGCUGGGCUACGCCGGGAGGCUCUGCAAUAUCGUGCCCUCCCAGCGCUGCUUCGUGGGGAAUGGCACCGACUACCGAGGAGUGGCUAGCACAGCAGCCUCGGGCCUGGGCUGCCUGGCCUGGAACUCCGACCUGCUCUACCAGGAGCUGCAUGUGGACUCAGUGGACGCCGCCGCCCUACUGGGUUUGGGCCCUCACACUUUCUGCCGGAACCCAGACAAGGAUGAGAGGCCUUGGUGCUACGUGGUGAAGGACCAGGCACUCUCCUGGGAGUACUGCCGCCUGGCAGCCUGUGAAUCCCUGACCAGAGUCCAUCUGCCAUCCCCUGAGAUCCUGGCUGUGAUACCCACGGCCACCCUGGCCCCGAGCCCGACCUGUGGCCGGAGGCACAAGAAAAGGACAUUCCUGCGGCCACGCAUUGUGGGUGGCUCAUCCUCGAUGCCCGGCUCCCACCCCUGGCUGGCUGCCAUCUACAUCGGGGACAGCUUCUGUGCCGGCAGCCUCAUCCACACCUGCUGGGUGGUGUCUGCUGCCCACUGCUUUGCCAACAGCCCCCCCAGGGACAGUGUCUCCGUGGUGCUGGGCCAGCACUUCUUCAACAGCACGACAGAUGUGACGCAGACCUUCACCAUCGAGAAGUACAUUCCCUACCCUCUCUACUCCGUGUUCAACCCCGGGAACCAUGACCUGGUCCUGAUCCGGCUGAAGAAGAAGGGUGACCGCUGUGCCGUGCGCUCCCAGUUUGUGCAGCCCAUCUGCCUGCCUGAGCCUGGCAGCUCCUUCCCCGCAGGGCACAAAUGCCAGAUCUCAGGCUGGGGCCACAUGGACGAGCAGGUGAGUGGCUACGCCAGCUCCCUGCGGGAGGCACUGGUCCCCAUCGUGGCCGACCACAAGUGCAGCAGCCCUGAGGUGUAUGGUGCCGACAUCAGCCCCAACAUGCUCUGCGCUGGCUACUUCGACUGCAAGUCUGAUGCCUGCCAGCUCCCUGGGUCAUCCGCAAGCCGUAGCAAGAGCAGCUUUUGAGUAGUUUGGCUGAGUUCCCCGAGGGGUCACCUGGCCCGUGACUACCUCACAGAAACAUGCUGGCACUCAUCUGGGCACCACUUAAAUGGUCAGGUACUUUAUUUCUUUUUGACCUGCUUAUAUGAAGUUAUACUUUUAUGAGCUUGUGAAAUUGUUCAGGUUUAUUAGAAUAAUGUUGUUUAUGGUUAUCUCAGUUCAUUUUCUGUUAUGAUAACAAGUUACCUGGAGUCAGAUAAUUUAUAAGAAGUAGAGGUUACGGCCGUUAAUUAUGGUCUGUCAACCUGACUGGAUUAAAUGCACCUUGGGGCUGGUGGCACACACCCGCAGGUGUGUUUGGUGCUUGUGGAGGCCCGGCCUUGGCAUCUGCGUUUGGACCCAGCCUUACCUGUCUGGCCUGUUCUGCUCUGCUCACCGGCCCCUGUGAAUCAACGUCUUGCUCCGCCCAGCUCUUCCGCUGGGAUGCCCUGCCUUGGAACAACUGACCAUGGACUGAGCCCUGAAACGGUGACUGGAAUUACCCCUCCUUUCCUCUCAACUGAGGGUCUUGAAUCUUGUGUCCCAGCCACAGGUCAUGGCUGACAGAUCUGUUCAGCUUUUGGGUCUGGGGUCCAUGCACCAGUGCCAGCACCUUCUUGUACCACAUCAUUACCUGGGGCAAGGCCCCACAGGAGAUGGGGCCAGCUGUCCACAUGGACCUCUCCUCUCCUUCUAAAGCCACUAGUGCCAACCUGGGCCCCCCAUGACCUCGCCUGAACCCCACUACCUCCCAGAGGCCCCAUCUCCAGACACAUUAACUUAUGAAUUCCUGGCCCAUGAUGCUUGAGGGACACAUCUGCCUGUGGCAGUGGCCUUAGUCUGGGUUUGCUGGUCACUGGGGUGGCUUUCAGUCCUGCACAUGACCUGAGACAAACCAGCCUACGGUGAGAAGAAGAGAAUUUGUGUGCCUGGUUUUAGGUGUCAUGGCCCGUGAUCAGUUGACUGUUUGCUUCGGGCUCAUGGUCACAGAAGUAGGAGGAGGGGCUACAUGGCCAGGAAGUGAGAGAAGCAGGAGACUGAGGCAGGAAGGUGGCAAAUUCUAGCCCAGCCUGGCCAAUUGAGUAAAUUAAUGAGAAUUUGUCUAAAAAUAAAACUGAAACGUUCUAGGCGUGUAGUCACUGCAGAGGCCCCGAGUACAGUCUCCAAUGCUUUGGAGAGACAGUAUCUCAGGGUGUUGAGGUCCUGUUGUCCUUGCAGCCAUGCCCCAAGGGCUCAGGGCCUCCUGCCGAGGCCACCUCCUCACAAUAUAGCACGAGGGACUGGCACCCAUGCCCUCAGCAGGCUCCCGUCACAUCUCCAAGGCGAUGGGAGGCCGGGCGUCCUGGCCACGGUGUGCGGUUGUCUCUGGCCGCCUGCAGGAGCCUCUUUGCUGUGCUGUGGAGAGGCGAGCUCAGCCAUCCCUGCCCCUGCUGAGGACAUUGGUCCUGUCAGGUGGGGACUGCACCCUGACUCACGCUCCCUCCAUAACUCGAGGUCACUCCUUGUCCCACCCUGAGGCAGGUGGGAAGAGUUUGGAUGGGGAUGGCCCAGGGAUUUGGUGGCUGGAUGCACGAGUGGUAGCCAUCACUUCUGUCCUAACCAAGGGCAUGCUGGGAGUAUGAAUGGGCCAUGGGCAGCCAUGGAUGUUUCUGAGCCACCUGCUGAUGCCAAGCCAGCAGCCCACCUGCUCUGGUCCUCCCCUGGGUGUGUAAAACUGGUCAUUUUGAAAAAGCCAGGGGUGGGGGGCAGGGGUUUAGCUCAGCAGUGUAAGUGCCUGCGUGGUAAACACGAGGUCAAGUUCAAUCCCUGGCACCAAAAAA
Messenger RNA from Cavia porcellus (domestic guinea pig), 5061 nucleotides. RefSeq names its product HGF activator (gene Hgfac). The coding region runs from base 1283 to 3226 and encodes 647 amino acids. NCBI's taxonomy places the organism in Eukaryota, Metazoa, Chordata, Mammalia, Rodentia, Caviidae. Gene Ontology annotation, cellular component: rough endoplasmic reticulum; extracellular region. Gene Ontology annotation, molecular function: serine-type endopeptidase activity. Gene Ontology annotation, biological process: zymogen activation; blood coagulation. The transcript is spliced from 13 exons. The record is from RefSeq and is a predicted model, not a curated record.